AUGCUGGCGAUGGCCAGCGGCGAAAACACCUCAAAAAAGCCCGCGCCAACGCCCGUUGACAAGAACAAUUCUCCACCUUCGACAGCUGUCAAGAAGCCCGCAGCACCGGUCCGUACGGCGGCCACUCCAGCUGGACGUCCAGUUCCAAGUAAACCUGUGGCCAAGCCAGCGAUGAAACCAGCCAAGGCCCCGCCUGCUCAGUCCAGUUUAAAGAGACCACCCCAAAAGCUGUCAGCUCAAGAAUCAAAACGACCGCACCUGAGUACUCCUGUAGCCAGUGCGCCAGCUACCCCGGAUGGGAUUGCCAAAAAGAAGUUUAGUUUCAAAGAUAUCAUGAAAAAGGCCGAGACGUUGGACAAAGACAAGUUCCGGUUGCAAGUGAAGACAAGAGGGCGCAAGCCCGACGCUCCUAAGCAAACGAAAACUGCUGCCCUUCUAGCCGCCAAACCUGCGAAACCCGCUCCGAGACAGCCGAGUCCUGCCGAAAAGCAGCCAUUGAAACGCAGUAGCGGCCCUGCACCCAUCGCUCUGCCGUCGGCAAAGCUUGCGGAAAAGCUGCGACGCAAAUCAUCUGUUGCACAGGAUAGGGAUGACGACAUGGACGACUUUAUUGACGAUGAUGAAGAGGAGGAAGAGCCGUCGUACCGCGAUGAGAUUUGGAAAUUGUUCAACCGGGGACGCAGUAGAUCAGACUUUGUCGACGACUACUCCGACGACGACAUGGAGGCCACAAGCGCUGACGUUCUUGCCGAAGAAAUGAAGAGUGCUCGCCAGGCUCGUCGUGAAGAUCAGGAAGAAGAAGCCAGGCUUCAGCGCCUGGCUGCAGAAAAGGCACGCAAAAAGGCCCAAAAGGGUCUAUAA
Wickerhamiella sorbophila is the source of this 861-nucleotide messenger RNA. RefSeq lists its product as hypothetical. Gene Ontology annotation, molecular function: histone binding; DNA binding. NCBI's taxonomy places the organism in Eukaryota, Fungi, Ascomycota, Dipodascomycetes, Dipodascales, Trichomonascaceae. Bases 1 to 861 code for a protein of 286 amino acids. The transcript has a single exon. Gene Ontology annotation, biological process: nucleosome assembly; regulation of DNA-templated transcription. Gene Ontology annotation, cellular component: nucleolus. The record is from RefSeq and is a predicted model, not a curated record.